AGUCUGUCGCCGGCCGCCCGUCGCUCCGGUCACAGCAAUUAUUUUGAGAACAGCAUCUCUUCGCUAGAUAGACUACCGCGCCUAUCCAUACCAGUAGCAGCAGCAGUAAAUAUAUAGAGGCGUUGUAGAGGAGCUGAAAGCAAUCAGUGCACUUGUGCUCGUCAGCCAGAGAAGACGUCGUCUACCAACUGGCGGGAUUCAAGUGAUCCCACGGAAAGCUAAACAUUACAGUAUUUUUUAAAUAUCUUAUUUAGUCGGGCAAUAACUACGCUAAUUGCCUCUCACUAUCAGUGUGCUAUCAAACAAAGUGAAAUACAAAAAUAGCGCGACAUGAGAAAAGAUGAAAUCCUCCUGUGCCACCGACUGAAUUGAAUUUGUUUCAAGAGAGCGGGAAUUUGAUUCCCGGAUUCAAUUUGGCAAUUGUUUAGUUAUUUUGGGCGAUCGAAUGAAUUUGAAUGAUGGCAACCGCAUUCAGUACCGAUUAGUUUCGUUGGUAUCCAAACAGAAAUCCGAGUGAGUUGCUACCGAAUGACAGUUUGAUGUCAGUGAGACUGUAAACACCUGAUGACAAUCAGGUAGAACCAUUUCAGAGUUAAACUAUACUCGGUGUUAUUUAUUGCCGGCCAUGCGCCGACAUUCUUGCCAAACAAGUUAUUCGAAAUCUCUUUGAUUACGCGCCACAGCGACGAAAUCAGGGCGGGAAAGAUGAAUUACGUCAUCUGGUCUUUCUUGGUGAUCCUCCUGAAAGUAACAGGUGGGGCGUCGUCGAUUCGUCACCAGCGCAGUUCCGCUGGAUCUGUGAUGCUCGCCGAUGGAAGCGCAUCACCCUAUUCAGCCGUGACGACGGCUGUUCCACAGUUUUCGGAAUCCAUCCGGAACGUGACGGUCCCGCUGGGCCGCGAGGCCGUCCUAUCCUGUGUCAUCAACAAUCUAGCAGAGUACAAAGUUGGAUGGCUGAGGGCGGACGACCAGACAAUUUUGAGUCUUCACCGCCGUGUCGUGACGCACAAUCCGCGUGUUUCGGUAACUCACGACGAGUCACGCACCUGGAACCUCCACAUUCGCCAAGUCAAGGAAUCCGAUCAAGGAUGUUACAUGUGUCAGAUCAACACGGCGAUAAUGAAGAAGCAACUUGGCUGCAUCCAAGUCCAAGUGCCUCCGGAUAUUGUGGACGACCGGAGUACGAGCGACGUCACCGUCAACGAAGGCGACAACGUGACGCUGACGUGCACAGCCACCGGCAAACCGGCCCCGAGGAUCGUCUGGCGUCGUGAGGACGGCCAAAAGAUCGUCGUCUAUCGCCCGACGGCCACAGCGUCCGCACCGGGAUCCAACCACAACAAUCUCCAUGGAACGAAAUCUUCUUCCAGCAGCGGCGGCGUCUCCAAUGCAACGACAACAUCAACAACAUCCGACGUUGUUGCCGUCACCGCAACGGGAACUCACCACCCGCAUCAGUACCACCAAGGAAUUGCGUCGACGACGACCCGCGAGAGAUCGAAAGAAGUCGAGGCGUAUCAUGGCGAGACUCUGCGCCUCUACCGGGUCACCCGCCAAAUGAUGGCCGCCUACAUGUGCAUCGCCUCCAACGACGUCCCUCCCGCCGUCAGCAAACGAGUUCCUCUCAACGUCAACUUUCCGCCAUUGGUGACGUCUUCGAUGAACGUGGUGGGUGCGCUGCUGGGCACCGACGUCCGGUUGACUUGCAACGUCGAGUCUCAUCCGCCCAGCAUCAACUACUGGAUGAAGGGAAGACAACAAGACCAACACAACACUAUCCUGCCCAGCGCCAAGUACAGCAUCGACGGUGAACGGGGCGGAUCGACGAGCUACAAGACGAGCAUGUCACUGACCAUCCACAACUUCCAGUCCCAAGACAAGAGCGCUUACAUUUGCGUGGCCGCCAAUUCAUUGGGCACCGCCGAGGCUUCAAUUCAAAUCUACGAAGUUGCCAGAGCAACAACCGUACCAACACCGACCGUUCGUCCGGCAACUUCUACCAAGAGCAACAAAGAGGAGUACGUUAUCGAAAAUGACGACGAAGACGACGACGACGACGACGAAGAAGAAAAUGAAGAUGGACACCAAUCGCCUAAAGGUCGGUCGGGUAAAGACAGAAGCAAAGACAAGAGCCAAACUAUUAACGCUGGGAAGAAGAAACAUUCACGUCAUCAGAAACAUGAGACGUCAUCGUCGUCCAUGUCCGUACCACCCAGCGAACAGCAACGAGAGCGAAAACAAGAGCAACGAGAUGAGACGGCCAAUCAGAUCAGACGCGGUGGUGUUUCCUCUGGUUUUUCCCUCAUGAAAUUCCAGUCAUUCAUUCAUUACUGGAUCAUAAUUUUUCCAUUCAUUCUAUAUCCCAUGGUUUUCUCGUAAGACGAAAUUAAAUAUCUUGCGAAACAUUCGGUUGUAUGAAACAUUGUAUCCAAUCUGAAACCUGAGGCAACAAAUUAUUAAUGCAGAGAAAAUAUUUGAAACCUCAAGUUCCGAUGUGAUGGAAAUUGUAAACGCGUGCAGGUCCAUGAGCUCUAGAAAAGCAACUGAAUUUGAGAUUCUUGAAUUUCCUCCUUCAGCUGUAAUGCUUCAUUGAUCUACACCACUGGUACACAUUUUACUUCAUGAUAAAGAAUUUAUUAUUAGUCCGUGCUGAUUCGUCUUGAAGGACGAGUCUGAUUAUUAUUUGAAAACUGAUGCGCUAUUCAAUCACUAGCACAGCUACAACCCCACAUGAUAUCCUGAAAAUUAUUUGUAUAUUUAUUUCAUUUUCAAAUUAAAUUUGUCAUUAUUUGUGUUUCCAUAAUUUUCUCUAUAAAUACUAUGUGGUAAUCUUUCGCUUGGUGUCGCGGGGAAUGUUAAAUAAACCAACUUGAAAAGCGAAA
Molecule: messenger RNA, 2882 nt
Organism: Daphnia pulicaria
Lineage: Eukaryota; Metazoa; Arthropoda; Branchiopoda; Diplostraca; Daphniidae
Product: lachesin-like
Exons: 10
Coding region: 706-2379 (557 amino acids)
Cellular component (GO): neuron projection
Source: RefSeq, a predicted model, not a curated record